CGCCUGGGCGCGGGAUAAAGGCCGCCCCGGGGACUUGUCGAGUCCCCCUCAGCGAGGGCAGGAGACCGUGAAAGGCGGCGGGGCUGCCAGAGAGAGAAAUGUCAUCAGUGGAAACACACCAGGAACAGUUGCCUCAGUCAGAUCCAUCUCCAUCACCAAACUCAUGUAGCUCCUUUGAACUAAUAGACAUGGAUGCUGGUGGCUUGUAUGAACCAGUUUCUCCUCAUUGGUUUUAUUGUAAGAUAAUAGAUUCUAAAGAGACAUGGAUUCCUUUCAACUCUGAGGAUUCACAGCAGCUGGAAGAAGCAUAUGGCUCUGGAAAAGAUUGUAAUGGGAGAGUUGUCCCCACUGAUGGGGGCAGGUAUGAUGUUCAUUUGGGAGAGAGGAUGCGGUAUGCUGUAUAUUGGGAUGAGCUAGCAUCAGAAGUGAGACGAUGUACCUGGUUUUACAAGGGAGACAAAGAUAAUAAGUAUGUUCCCUACUCGGAGAGCUUCAGCCAAGUAUUAGAGGAAACUUACAGACUUGCUGUAACUCUGGAUGAAUGGAAAAAGAAACUGGAGUCUCCCAACAGAGAAAUUAUUAUAUUACACAAUCCAAAGCUUAUGGUGCAUUACCAGCCAGUUGCAGGGUCUGAUGAAUGGGGUUCAACACCCACUGAGCAGGGUCGACCAAGAACAGUAAAAAGAGGAGUUGAGAACAUCUCCGUUGACAUUCAUUGUGGAGAACCUUUACAAAUAGACCACUUGGUUUUUGUAGUCCAUGGGAUUGGACCAGCUUGUGAUCUCCGUUUUCGAAGCAUUGUACAGUGUGUUAAUGAUUUUCGCAAUGUUUCCUUGAACCUGCUACAAACGCAUUUUAAGAAAGCUCAAGAAAAUCAGCAGAUUGGGAGGGUAGAAUUUCUUCCAGUCAACUGGCACAGUCCUUUGCAUUCUACCGGUGUGGAUGUAGAUCUGCAGCGAAUAACCCUGCCCAGCAUUAACCGCCUACGGCACUUCACCAACGAUACAAUUCUGGAUGUCUUCUUCUACAAUAGCCCCACUUACUGUCAGACUAUUGUGGACACAGUUGCUUCUGAAAUGAACCGAAUAUACACACUCUUUCUGCAGAGGAACCCUGAUUUCAAAGGGGGUGUAUCCAUUGCUGGUCAUAGUUUAGGUUCGCUUAUAUUGUUUGAUAUCCUAACAAAUCAGAAAGAUUCUUUGGGGAGUAUUGACAGUGAAAAGGAUUCACCAAAUAUGGAUCAAGGAGACGCACUGACGCUAGAGGAAGAUCUGAAGAAACUUCAACUCUCUGAAUUCUUUGGUAUAUUUGAGAAGGAGAAAGUAGAUAAGGAAGCGCUGGCUUUAUGUACAGACAAAGAUCUUCAGGAAAUGGGAAUUCCCUUAGGACCAAGAAAGAAGAUAUUAAAUUACUUUAGGACCAGAGAAAGUUCAAUGGGUAUUACUAGACCAACUCUGCAAUCAGCUUCAGUGGUGAAUAUGUCUAAUAUCCCCAAAGAAUUGGAGUUCUGCAGUAGUGCUAAUGGUACUGGGAAUGACUAUCUGGAUGUUGGCAUUGGGCAGGUGUCUGUAAAAUACCCCCGGCUCAUCUAUAAACCAGAAAUAUUUUUUGCCUUUGGAUCUCCCAUUGGAAUGUUCCUUACUGUUCGAGGACUAAAAAGAAUUGAUCCCAACUACAAAUUUCCAACAUGCAAAGGUUUCUUCAAUAUUUAUCACCCUUUUGAUCCUGUGGCUUAUAGAAUUGAACCAAUGGUGGUCCCAGGAGUGGAAUUUGAGCCAAUGCUGAUCCCACAUCAUAAAGGCAGGAAACGGAUGCACUUAGAACUGAGAGAGGGCUUGACCAGGAUGAGCAUGGACCUUAAGAACAACUUGCUAGGUUCACUGCGGAUGGCCUGGAAGUCUUUCACUAGAGCUCCAUACCCUGCCUUACAAGCUUCAGAAAGUGUGGAAGAAACUGAAACAGAACCUGAGUCAAGUUCAGAGAAGCCUAGUGAUGUUAACGCAGAAGAGGCCUCUGCAGCAGUUAAAGAAGAAGCCCCCCCCAUCAGUGUGGGAAUGCUUAAUGGAGGUCAGCGCAUUGACUACGUGCUACAGGAGAAGCCCAUUGAGAGUUUCAAUGAGUAUUUAUUUGCUUUACAGAGCCAUCUAUGCUACUGACUUCCGCCAAGAUGGAGGCAUAGGUGGAUAUGCCGUGCCUUCUCACACAACCAAGUUUAGAGACAACUAAAUAUUAGCAACAGAAAACACAGCCAGAACACAGAAAAUUGAACUUUUCGGAAGUCUGAUAACAACAAAUUCUUCAGCCUGACCAGUAAGAGGGGCAAAACUAGCAGCUGGUGGAGCAGGGUUGCACAGGAAAACGUGGUCAGAGGGACUCAGGUGCGUGCAAUCCAGGCGCAGGGUUGGACCUAGUGAGCGACCGCUGUGAAACAGCGAGGGAGCAGGGCUUCGGGUUGACUGUGGUCUCGCUUUUGUGUGCGGAUAGACAAGCAAGGGAGUGGGCGAUUGGACCAGGACCCAGAGGGUCCCCGCGGCAAGCGGCAGGGAGGGCUCCGCCAUUUCCCUGCUCUGACCCCACCUCCACAUACAGUGUCAUAACCCAGUGACUCUGAGUGGCCCGGCCCAGGUGAACCACCUAAGGCACUGCUCCUCACCCAGCCGCAUGAAACAGCAGAGGGUGCCGACAUUUCCCCCGCUCUGACCAUGCCCCCACAUGCAGCAUCACAACCCAGCGACCUGGGAGUCCAGGACUCCGCUCCUCACACUUAAAGGGCACGAACAGACCAAAAAUGGCUCCAGAAGAUCUCAAAGGCCCAGAGCCUAUAAAUCUAAGCGAUGAAGAAAUAGCAAAACUCUCAGAUGCACAGUUUA
Artibeus jamaicensis (Jamaican fruit-eating bat) is the source of this 2870-nucleotide messenger RNA. It is a transcript of the gene DDHD2, whose product is annotated as DDHD domain containing 2. Gene Ontology annotation, cellular component: COPII-coated ER to Golgi transport vesicle. Gene Ontology annotation, molecular function: protein binding; metal ion binding; triacylglycerol lipase activity. The coding region runs from base 99 to 2156 and encodes 685 amino acids. The transcript is spliced from 17 exons. NCBI's taxonomy places the organism in Eukaryota, Metazoa, Chordata, Mammalia, Chiroptera, Phyllostomidae. The record is from RefSeq and is a predicted model, not a curated record.